Molecule: messenger RNA, 2820 nt
Organism: Chaetomium strumarium
Lineage: Eukaryota; Fungi; Ascomycota; Sordariomycetes; Sordariales; Chaetomiaceae
Exons: 4
Coding region: 267-2627 (786 amino acids)
Source: RefSeq, a predicted model, not a curated record
GACGUGUUUUGGAGUCAAUAAGGCCUGCCAUAGCUUUCUAGCGACAAGCUUCCGGUUCUUGACGCACACACACCUUCCCCUCCAGCUCGCGCAUUCCCAAGCCACCACAUCCCUGCACACCUCAAUAACAACACACCGCCAACCCUUGGUUCGGUAGACAAUAAAUUCCGAUUUGGUCGACGACAAGCUCAAAGCAGGUCGCCUUUGCGCCGGCUCCCUCCCAACGGAUUGGCGCCAGCGAAGUGUGACAGAUACAAGCAUCACCAAUGUCGUCACGGCCUGUGACACACAACCCUCAACACACAACGUCAAGUUCAUCCAGUUCAUACGAAUCGUCAUCGCUCACCCAGGACGAGUACGACGAGUCGCUGGCUGACGAGGAAGACGAGGAAGAAUCGUGGGAAGACGAAUACGACGAGCUUGAACCAUCGGAUUCCGCCUCGAUAAGUCAAGAGUACAAGCCCACUCUGCGCCGAACAUCCCACAGCCCAGGCCCUCUACGUGGUAAUCCGCGUCGCCACAGGAUUCCCGCUGGGCGCCAGACUUCGCUCCAAUACCAAGCGCCGUCGGCCCCGCCAAUGAGUCUUGACCCUUCCGAGGAAUACGGUCCGUCGUACGGGCGCGGCUACGGCGGCGGCCCACCUCCCCCGCAGAACCAAGGCGCCUUCUUCGGCACCAGAGCCGGCCACCAACCGGCCGGUUACGCGCAGAGCCACGUCGGCUACAUGCCGAGUCACUACAGCGGCCAAAUGGUUCCCUACGGUACUAGUGACUACCGGAAUCCCUUCGCGCCGGCCACCAAUGGCACCAAUUACUUUGGCGCCCCCCACCUUCGCGGCCACGGUGAUUAUGACUUGAUGCCAUACCACCACCCGAGCGCGCCCGGCUUUUAUGGCGGCGGUGGACCGCCGGGAUAUGGAGGAGUUGCGCCGCACUUGCAACCCUAUAUGUUCAGUGCCCCGCCGCCACCACCCACGGAAGCACCCGCGCCCGGCCCUCCGACCCCCGCCCCGCCGGCUCCGGAGAAGCCAAAUCCGGAGAUGGAAGAGAUCAAAAAACGGCUUGCGAAGUACGAAGAGGAGGAGAAGAGGAAAAGAGAGGAAGAAGAGCAAGCAAGGAUCAAAGCGGAGGCCGAGAGGCAAGCCCGAGAGAACUUUGAAAAGGAACUAGAGAAGCUGAAAACAGAACGAGAGCAGGCAAAGUUGGAGAUGGAACGCGCGAGAGUCCAGGCGGAGAAGGAAGCACGCGAGCGGCUGGAGGCUGAGAAGAAGGCGGAGGAGGAACGGAAGAAGGAACAGGAAGAGGCGCUGAGGCGGCUCGAGCGCGAAGCACGAGAGAGGCUCGAAGCCGAGAUGAAGGCGGCCGAGCAGAGGAAAAGGGAACAGGAAGAAGCACUAAAGCGACUGGAACACGAGGCACGCGUGAAGCUCGAGGCCGAAAUCAAAGCGGCCGAGGAGCGCAAAAAGCGUGAGGCGGAGGCUCAAGCUUUGGCCGAGGCCCAAGCCAAGGCGAGGAUCGAGCUGGCCAUCAGGGAGGAGCAGGAAAGAAUCCAUGCCCGGAUCAAGGCCGAAGAAGAGGCCAAAGCCGCCGCCGCCGCAAAAGCCGCCGAGGAGGCGGAGCGCCUGAAGAGGAUCGAAGAGGAAGCCAAGAGGAAGCUGGAGGCGGCCAUCAAGGAGCAAGAAGAGAAGCUGGCGGCCGCCAUCAAAGCCGAGCGCGAAAAAAUGGAGGCUGCCCAAAAGGCUGAGGAGGAAGCCAAAGCCGCCGCGGCCAAGAAGGCGGCCGAGGAAGCCGAAUGGCGGAAGCAGCUCGAGGCCGAGGCGAAGCUGAAGGCAGAGAACGAAGCCCGAGAGAAGCUUAAGGCAGAGCAGGAGGCGGCCGAGGCUGCCAAGGCAGCUGAAGCGGCAAAGAAGAAGGAGGAGGAAGCCCUGAAGAAGAGGCUACUCGAGGAAACUAAGGAGAAUCUGGAGAAGGAAGCCCAAAACAAGGAGAAGCCGCCCAUCAAGUUCAAGGAUGCCGUUGGCCGCAAGUUCAACUUCCCGUUCCAUCUGUGCCAAACAUGGCAGGGUAUGGAGGAGCUCAUCAAGCAAGCCUUCUUACACGUCGAUGUCAUCGGACCUCAUGUCCUCGAAGGCCACUACGACCUGAUCGGCCCUAACGGCGAGAUCAUCCUCCCGGCCGUCUGGGAGAAGGUAGUUGAGCCCGACUGGACCAUCACCAUGCAGAUGUGGCCCUUGGAUAAGUCGCCUCUCCGCAACCACCCCCAGCAGAUGCCGGGCCACCCCGGCAUCCCCCCAGGCGGCAUCCCCCGCCCAGCCCACCACGGGCAGCACGCACAGCACGCGCAGCACGCGCAGCACGCGCAACAAGUGCCCCGUCCCGGCUUGCAUCCCUUUUUCCGCCCGCCAAGCCGGCCGACCGGCGGCCACGGCAUCCCGCCGCCCCCGCCUCCGCCACAAGGCUGGCCCGGCGGCAUGCCAGUGCCUGGUGGGCCAGGCGUUCGGCCUCACGUCGUGACAGUCGCACCCAAGCACUCUAAGAAGGACAAGAAGGCAGCGGCCCCAUCGUCUGUGCUUGGGUGGAUGGCUGGCGGCAAACCGAAAAGCAGCGGAAAGAAGAAGAAGCACUAAGCCAAAACACCGAGUCUUUGCAGACGCAUUGAUAAACCGCCGAUGAAAGUUCCCAGAUCACCUCAGCAAACAGGGCCACGACGGAUCGUUAAUCAACGCGGCAAUCCCGCCGAACUUUCCCCUCUUUUUUUCCCUCUUCGUCCCCUUUUUUCUCGGUAGACGUCUUGCAAGCGUGUUCGUCACUUUUGGCUUU